AUGCGUCACCAAUUCAUUGUGCAAGAUCUGGCAAACGAUAACCUACUCGGGCCCGAUAUCGUGUUCAGUCACGGCGCAAACUCAACUGAAGGCGAAUUUGCAGCUAUCAAAGAAAGCGGUGCAAGCAUUGUAGCAACGCCCGACACCGAGCUCUAUAUGAGAAUUGGCCAUCCAGUCGCGUUCCGCGCUGCCGACAAUGGCUGUCGUUCCUGUCUCGGUACAGACAUCACCUCAAACACCAGCAAUGACUUUAUGGCGCAGAUGAGACUCGCAUUAAAAGCUCAGCGCGCAAAAGAUAACGAAGAGAGUUUCCCCAAAGUUGUCAGACAGGAGACGGAAGAAGUGCUGUAUGAUGAGUUUGAAGUCAUAUUGCGCAAGUGCUAA
This is a messenger RNA of Parastagonospora nodorum SN15, 384 nucleotides long. RefSeq lists its product as hypothetical. The transcript has a single exon. The coding region runs from base 1 to 384 and encodes 127 amino acids. The record is from RefSeq and is a predicted model, not a curated record. Gene Ontology annotation, cellular component: cytosol. Gene Ontology annotation, molecular function: deaminase activity. NCBI's taxonomy places the organism in Eukaryota, Fungi, Ascomycota, Dothideomycetes, Pleosporales, Phaeosphaeriaceae.